AUGAUGAGCUCCAAGAAACUAGCUCAACUUUCCAAGAAGUGGCAAGGAAUCAGUGCCAUCGGGCGAAGAAGGGUCACAACAACGGACAAGGAUGUGCACCCGUCCUGCAGCUCAGUUGCAGGCAAGGGCCACUUCGUUGUCUACUCCUCCGACGGGAGGCGCUUCGAGAUCCCCAUAGCGUGCCUCCGCACGAUGAUCUUCGAGGAGCUCCUGAGGAUGUCGCAGGAAGAGUUUGGGUUCACAAGUGAGGGGAGGAUCACACUGCCUUGUGAUACGACAAUGAUGGAGUAUGUAAUGUGUUUGCUCAGGAGAGAGGCUUCUGAAGAUGUUGAGAGGGCGCUUCUCAGCUCCAUAAUAACGACUUGCCACCACCCAAGCAGAAUGAUGCAAGCAGCCACUGGACUUCACCAGCAAUUUUCUGUGCGCAGCUCCUGA
Messenger RNA from Triticum turgidum subsp. durum (durum wheat), 435 nucleotides. The record is from the annotation of a GenBank genome assembly. NCBI's taxonomy places the organism in Eukaryota, Viridiplantae, Streptophyta, Magnoliopsida, Poales, Poaceae.